Hemiscyllium ocellatum (epaulette shark) is the source of this 830-nucleotide messenger RNA. RefSeq names its product sperm-egg fusion protein TMEM95-like. The coding region runs from base 451 to 783 and encodes 110 amino acids. The transcript is spliced from 5 exons. The record is from RefSeq and is a predicted model, not a curated record. Gene Ontology annotation, biological process: fusion of sperm to egg plasma membrane involved in single fertilization. Gene Ontology annotation, cellular component: sperm plasma membrane; acrosomal membrane. Lineage: Eukaryota; Metazoa; Chordata; Chondrichthyes; Orectolobiformes; Hemiscylliidae.
GCAGCACGAAGACCAGUAAGCCAACUCCCAGGCGCCGCUCGUCGUACUCCAGAGCGAGGCGGACGUUGCUCAGCUCGCAGCCGCUGCUCAGCAGGUUGCGGCGGACCGUCCAGUUGAGGGACGGCCGCAGCACCACCCGGAGGCGGCAGUGGCCCUCCGACAGGCUCAGGUCGUACAGGUCGCCCUCGCCCGGCGCCUCCCACAGGCCGUCCCCGCUCCCCGGAUCCCGCGGGUACCUCUCCACCGACAGCACGACCACCGGCUGCUGGCACACCAGCGACGAGCGGACGGGCCCGCGGCCGGCCCCGAAGGCCGGGAACAUCGCCCUGAAGGCGCACUUGCUCCGCUCGCCCACUUCCAUCUUGGUGCAGGCUGAAGGAAACGGCCGGCGGCGCCGUGACGUCAGCGCGCCGCCCCGCGACACAAUGAGAGGGGGGAGGGGCCGACGUGAUGGCGUCACGGGGCGGGUUUGGCGGUCGUUUCCCGAAAGGUGGCAGCACUUUCUCUGCUUCUGAGGCCCCUUCUGGUGCUGUAGAUGAAGUGUUGGUUGAUACGAUCUCAGAAAAGGUCCACCGUGUUCUACGAGUGAUAGAGAUCAACCAGACCCUAACAGACUUGCCUAUCUUUUGGAACUGGCUCUAUGAAGUAAAGCUUCCAAAAUUGACCCAAGAGGCCAUGUGUGCCCCCAAAUGCAGGGACUCCACGACUGUUAUAAACUGCACCACAUGCCUGGAGGUGGAGGUCAACUGCUGGAGUCUGAAGACCUGCUGGCCUAGUGAGUAAAGCCUCUCACCACCAUCACACCACCCUCAAUGUUGAACGAGACGCAG